Messenger RNA from Fomitiporia mediterranea MF3/22, 384 nucleotides. RefSeq lists its product as uncharacterized. The transcript has 2 exons. The record is from RefSeq and is a predicted model, not a curated record. NCBI's taxonomy places the organism in Eukaryota, Fungi, Basidiomycota, Agaricomycetes, Hymenochaetales, Hymenochaetaceae. Bases 1 to 384 code for a protein of 127 amino acids.
AUGGGAAAGCUGGCCAUAUCCGGACUGGGUGGCGUGAACAUCUUGUCCACUGUCUUCGUCACUGCUCCUCCACUCUUUCUCCUUCCGUUGGCACCUCGUUUCUCGCAUCGCCUUCUCCGUUUACUUCCUCAACCGAUCCAAUUUGCCGCCGUCUAUGCACUCAUUUUUUUGAAUCCGCUCUUUGCGCAAAUGGCCGUGAAUAGCACAUGGUUUCCCACUACUCGCUUUAUUGCUUCCUGCCAGCGACCAGUUGAACAGCCUCCGACAGCUCACCGAAACGUUUCACAUCGUCGUGAACCCAGUCCAACGGGAUCAACGCCGCUCAAGAUUUCCGCAUCUGGUAACACCACGGCCUACCAUCAACCCGCAGCAACUGUAAAGUAA